Messenger RNA from Syngnathoides biaculeatus (alligator pipefish), 4220 nucleotides. RefSeq names its product T-box transcription factor 1 (gene tbx1). The record is from RefSeq and is a predicted model, not a curated record. Gene Ontology annotation, biological process: regulation of transcription by RNA polymerase II; cell fate specification; positive regulation of DNA-templated transcription. Gene Ontology annotation, cellular component: nucleus. Gene Ontology annotation, molecular function: DNA-binding transcription factor activity, RNA polymerase II-specific; RNA polymerase II cis-regulatory region sequence-specific DNA binding. Bases 365 to 1861 code for a protein of 498 amino acids. The transcript has 8 exons. Lineage: Eukaryota; Metazoa; Chordata; Actinopteri; Syngnathiformes; Syngnathidae.
GGUAGGCAGGGCGGGCAGCCCUCGUGUGACAAUACGGAACGCGGAUCAGCGAUGGUUUGCCAGCUGGAGCCCUCCGAAGCCCUUUCGAGGUUCUUUCAAUGAAGCGCCCGACCUGCUCCGGAGUUUGGGCGUGUUCACCGUAAGCAAAGGGAAUACUUUUCCAAGCAGACUUUGGCCAGUGCGGGCAUGUGAGAAAGGUUUCCUUUUUUUUUUUUUUUUUUUUUUUUUUUUUGCGCAUGUUCUUCGGCUUUUCGCGUAGCCUUCUCCUGCCUUCUGGAGAAGGGGGUAAGCGGCGGCGGCGGUGGCCGCGGUGAAGGAGGAGGAGGAGUAGGCUCGACCUUCCCCUAUCCGGAGCCCCCUGCCUAUGGACGACGGUGGUCCCCUGUCUCCCAGGGCAAAUGCUUUCAGUAUUGCCUCUCUGAUUUGCGCUGCAGAGCAAGCAGGAAACGCUGCGUCGGAAAGGCGUCGCGCCGGCCUGGACAAACCAGACGCGAACAAGCGCGGCUGCCGCACCAUGCACUACAGCACCGUCACCCGAGAAAUGGAAGCCUUCACGACCAGCAGCCUGAGCAGCCUCAACACCCCGGGGGGCUACCACCUGUCCCCCUCCCCCGGGGACCCUUACAGUCAGCACGAGGCCCACUUUGAGCCCUGCCCGGCCGCCCAGCCCGGCUACGGCUACCCGGCCCAGGCCCCGCCACAGAGCGACCCCGCCGGGACCCCUUGCUCGUCGUCCUCGUCCUCGUCCACCCCAAACAGCAAGACCAUGGUCAAGAAAAACCCCAAGGUGGCCAACAUCAGCGUGCAGCUGGAGAUGAAGGCCUUGUGGGACGAGUUUAAUCAGCUGGGCACGGAGAUGAUCGUCACCAAAGCCGGGAGGAGAAUGUUCCCAACUUUCCAAGUGAAAAUAUUCGGGAUGGAUCCAAUGGCGGACUACAUGCUCCUCAUGGACUUCUUGCCAGUCGACGACAAACGUUACAGGUAUGCCUUCCACAGUUCUUCGUGGCUGGUGGCGGGCAAAGCUGACCCCGCCACCCCCGGCAGGGUCCACUACCACCCGGACUCCCCGGCCAAAGGCGCCCAGUGGAUGAAGCAAAUUGUUUCUUUUGACAAACUCAAGCUGACGAACAACCUCCUGGACGAUAACGGACAUAUCAUUCUCAACUCAAUGCACCGCUACCAGCCCAGGUUCCACGUGGUCUACGUGGACCCUCGCAAGGACAGCGAGAAAUACGCGGAGGAGAACUACAAAACUUUCGUGUUCGAAGAAACUCGCUUCACGGCGGUCACGGCGUACCAGAAUCAUCGGAUCACCCAGCUGAAAAUAGCCAGUAACCCUUUUGCAAAGGGCUUCCGGGACUGCGACCCAGAAGAUUGGCCCAGGAAUCACAGGCCAGGCUCGCUGCCAAUAAUGAGCGCUUUUGCCAGAACAAGAAACCCAAUGUCGUCUCCUCCUCAGCAGAACGGCACAGAGAAAGAUGACAGCAGGCGGGAAUACGAGCGAGAGCCCGGUGGCACGCCCAUGCACGCCGACCCGGCUCACCAGCUGAUGUCCCGAGUCCUCAGUCCCGCCCUCCCGGUCCCGGGAGGCCUUCACGCCGUGCCGCUCAGCGGUGGCCGCCCGAGUCCUCCACAUGACCUCAGGACGGACCCUCACAACCUACCCCCGGACACUCUGCACCACCACCCUUACAAGUACCCCACCACCUAUGAACACUACUUGGGAGCCAAGACCAGGCCGUCGCCUUAUCCGUUACCCGGCAUCAGAGGACACACGUACCACCACCACAUGAACCCAGCCACAGCGAACAUGUACUCAGCCACCAGUGGACCAGCAAACUAUGACUACGGGCCCAGAUAAUGACUGCUAACAGCGCACUGCAUUGUGGGAAUGGGGCCGGGCAAGCCUUGAAACUUUUGAUGCCACACGCAACCUGCAUGGUGCGUUCACAGACUGAAACUCCUUUCUGCGAAAUAAAACAUGCUGUAUUUAUUUAAAGAUGUUCUACAGGAAGCAAGGGCACCUGCGUUAAGGUCUCCUGUGACCUUUGAACCCAACAAUCAUUGUUCUGCAUCAGCCAGUCCGAGCAAUACAAUCACUCAGCCAGCAGACUGAGAACACGUUUGAUCACAGACUGGAAUUGAUUUUUUUUUCUUGUUCUUGUGUUGAAUGCACUUUUUGAUUUGCCUUUUGUCUCUCAUGCUUUCAAAAAAGCCAUACAUUAUGUAAUCUCUCACCCUUGAAGGUUGGUGACACGUUUGCAUGUUGUGCUCAUCGGAAAGGCUGUGGAAACACAUCAAAAAAUGUUUUAGUUUGAGGAGGUGAGGAAGAAAAAAACAAGUUUGCUCAUCAAACGUGAACAUUUUUAGCCUCUCUGACAAGCUUGUAGCGUGGCGCUGACUUGCAGCAAUUCAAAGAAAAACUAAAUGAAGCAGAAUGACUGUUCUGUGUCUGUAAAGUGAAUAUUAAAUUCCAAUUAUUCUAUUCACAUUUGUGUGUGGCGCUUCCAUUGAAAAGAUCAAGACAAAAACAUGAUGUAGUAUCAGGAUUGAGAAAAUUAGAUGAUUCAAUUUCAAAAUGUUUGUAACUGUAAUCACUGAUUAUAGAAAAUGUCUAAUUAAGUAAGAGCUGAUUUUGGAAUUUUCUAUGAUUACAAUUUCAGUUUCGUUUGAAAAACAGGGGAAAAAAGCCCCCCCCCCCAUCCUAUAUGACUUCUUCCUUCUAAAGCCGAUGCGUGUGAUUGGCUCUCUCUGGUCCGAUGGCAUUCUUCAGUAGUCUCAAACAAGACGUAUUUUUCCAAAUAUAACUUUGAAGAACUACCUUAUGGUGCAAUCUAUUAUUAUAUCUGAGAUUGUGAAAAGGCAAGAGCCAUCGUUACACAUAGACAGUUUUUUUAAUGGGAAAAUCACAUUUGGUUUGUCAUAUGAAAUGACAUUUUCAAAAUGAUUGGAAGGACAAUGUGAUACAAUACGGAGGGUUUUCAUAUGAUGAACAUGUAUACAAUAAUGCAACAUGCAACACGAAUACAGUUUUUAUGCUGCAUUUAAGGUGGCAUGGUGGAUCAGCUGGUAAAGUGUUGACCUCACAGCUCUGAGGACCCGGGUUCAAUCCCAGUCCUGCCUGUGUGGAGUUUGCAUGUUCUCCCCGUGCCUGCGUGGGGUUUCUCCGGGCACUCCGGUUUCCCCCCACAUCCCAAAAACAUGCAACAUUCAUUGCACACUCUAAAUCGCCCCUAGGUGUGAUUGUGGCUGGUUGUCUCGAUGUGCCCUGCGAUUGGCUGGCAACCAGUUCAAGGUGUACCCCGCCUCCUGCCCGUUGCCAGCUGGGAUAGGCUCCAGCACUCCCCCCGAACCUCGUGAGGGUAAGUGGCAAAGAAAAUGGAUGGAUGGAUGAUGCAUUUAUAUCUCAUGUUUUGUUAUCACUUUGGGUAAAGAACAAAAAUGUAAAAUCCAAAACAAUGAUGUAUGGUUUUAAUCCUCUUUUUUCAAAGAAACAUCCCAGGAUUGAUGUGUUAAUUCCAGAUGAAGAAGUCAAGCGGGUAACUAGCAGUAAUUAUAACCAACUAUAUUUCCAAAGUAAUCUUCCUUACACUCAAAAUACUGUAUAGUACAAAUUGUACUGUAAAUUGGUGCUUUCACCAAAGGAAACAUGUUGUUGUACAUUCCCCCAUAUGUGCCCUAAAAAGGAUCCCAUUGUUCAUGUUUAAUGGGAUAGUUUGGUGAUAUUUCCAGUUUGGUGUUAUCUAAUUCAGCCAUUUCCUCAUCUACGUAUGAUGAAUGGUUUUUUUUUUUUUUUUUUUUGGGGGGGGGGGGCAAGGUUAAUCUUACUUGGGGAGAAAAGCCUUGCUUCAGGAUUUGUGCCUGUCAUGAUACAAAGGGAAACUCAUUCAAAUGUUUCAUUUAAUCGUGUAUUUUAUCUUAUUUAUUAUUUUGCCUUGAAAGCAGUUGCCAUUGAAGGGGAAGCAGCGUGAAAGAAUGCCUGAGGGAUCAUGACCUCUGACUGUUUAAUGGCUUGUAAAUGUGUCAGAGGUUAAAUAAUGUUUCCACUCAUUUAAACGGGGACUAAUUGACUGUAUAAGUUUCUGAUUUGUUCUGGAUUGCUUCCACUUUGCAUGCAAAAAUAUUUUAAUGAAUGCAACUUUUAACAUUGAUUUACAAGCUUCACCUUUUAACAAUAAUCUUAAAAAAAGAACAUUUUGAAACGUUUGAAUUUAAAAUAU